Saccharomyces kudriavzevii IFO 1802 is the source of this 1383-nucleotide messenger RNA. RefSeq names its product amphiphysin (gene RVS167). The transcript has a single exon. Lineage: Eukaryota; Fungi; Ascomycota; Saccharomycetes; Saccharomycetales; Saccharomycetaceae. Bases 1 to 1383 code for a protein of 460 amino acids. Gene Ontology annotation, cellular component: actin cortical patch; mating projection tip; Rvs161p-Rvs167p complex. The record is from RefSeq and is a predicted model, not a curated record. Gene Ontology annotation, biological process: endocytosis; plasma membrane tubulation; actin cortical patch localization. Gene Ontology annotation, molecular function: protein binding; lipid binding.
AUGAGUUUCAAAGGGUUUACUAAAGCUGUCACCAGGGCCCCCCAGUCCUUCCGCCAAAAAUUCAAGAUGGGCGAGCAGACUGAGGAUCCUGUUUAUGAGGAUGCAGAACGUCGUUUCCAAGAAUUGGAGCAAGAGACUAAGAAAUUGAGCGAGGAAUCAAAAAGAUAUUCGACUGCGGUGAACGGAAUGCUAACACAUCAAAUCGGGUUUGCCAGAUCCAUGGAGGAGAUUUUCAAACCAAUUAGUGGUAAAAUGAGUGAUCCUAAUGCUACGAUACCGGAGGACAACCCAGAAGGUAUUGAAGCAAGUGAACAGUAUAGAGGAAUUGUUGCAGAGUUGCAGGAAACAUUGAAGCCAGAUUUGGCUUUGGUGGAAGAAAAGAUUGUUACGCCGUGUCAGGAAUUGUUGAAAAUUAUUACUUAUAUUCGUAAAAUGGCCACCAAGAGAAACCAUAAGAAAUUAGAUCUGGACAGACACCUAAACACUUAUAACAAACACGAAAAGAAGAAGGAGCCAACUGCGAAAGAUGAAGAGAGGUUGUAUAAGGCACAGGCUCAAGUGGAAGUUGCUCAACAAGAAUAUGAUUACUAUAACGAACUGCUAAAGACUCAAUUGCCAGUCUUGUUUAGCUUGGAGGCAGAAUUUGUGAAGCCAUUGUUUGUUUCUUUCUACUUCAUGCAAUUGAACAUAUUUUACACGUUGUACAACAAGCUUCAAGACAUGAAAAUUCCAUAUUUUGACCUAAACAGUGACAUUGUGGAAUCGUUCAUCGCCAAGAGAGGUAACGUGGAGGAACAAACAGAUUCUUUGACCAUUACCCAUUUCAAGAUCGGUUACUCUAAGGCUAAACUAGAGAUGACCAAAAGAAAAUACGGUGCAGGGGCUGCCGAAGACUCACCAGUGAGUGGGGAAUCAAGCGGCACCGGAUAUGGUGCAGUUUCUCCCACCUCUACGGGAUAUGGUUAUGGUGCCGCAGCACCAGGAUAUGUAGCUCAACCCACCGCACAAUACGGUGUCGCUGCAGCUGCGGCUGUCCCAGGCACCUACCCGCAAUACGGUGCUGUACAAUCGCCACCAGUCACUGGAUUGGUGCCCCAAGAGCAACAACUACAGCAACAGGGUCCUCCACCAGCCUAUUCAAAUCCUCUAACAUCGCCUGUCGUCGGUACUCCAGCUGCGGCCGCAGCUGGAGUACCCGGCGUAGAAACCGUUUCUGCGUUGUACGAUUAUCAAGCCCAAGCUGCAGGUGACUUAUCCUUCCCUGCCGGCGCAGUUAUAGAAAUCGUUCAGCGUACUCCAGAUGCAAAUGAAUGGUGGACUGGAAGGUACAAUGGCCAGCAAGGUGUUUUCCCCGGAAACUACGUCCAGCUCAACAAGAACUAG